Phyllostomus hastatus (greater spear-nosed bat) is the source of this 2452-nucleotide messenger RNA. It is a transcript of the gene ISL1, whose product is annotated as ISL LIM homeobox 1. The transcript has 6 exons. The record is from RefSeq and is a predicted model, not a curated record. Lineage: Eukaryota; Metazoa; Chordata; Mammalia; Chiroptera; Phyllostomidae. Gene Ontology annotation, cellular component: nucleus. Bases 257 to 1306 code for a protein of 349 amino acids. Gene Ontology annotation, biological process: positive regulation of transcription by RNA polymerase II; neuron fate specification; axonogenesis. Gene Ontology annotation, molecular function: DNA-binding transcription factor activity, RNA polymerase II-specific; cis-regulatory region sequence-specific DNA binding.
GUGCCGAGCCGCGCCGAGUCCUCCGCCGCCGCAGCGCCUCCGCUCCGCCAGCUCCGCCCGCUCCGCCCGCUCCGCCGGCUGCAGUGGGACUCUCCGAUCCGCGAGGGCGCGGCGCGGCCCGGCGGCGGCUGGCUCGGCCUCGGCGGCCCCCGGGCCCCGGUCUCCCACUUAGCCACAGCUCCGGCAUCCUCUGUGUGGGCUGGUCACCAACUGUACAACCACCAUUUCACUGUGGACAUUACUCCCUCUUACAGAUAUGGGAGACAUGGGCGAUCCACCAAAAAAAAAACGUCUGAUUUCCCUAUGUGUUGGUUGCGGCAAUCAAAUUCACGAUCAGUAUAUUCUGAGGGUUUCUCCGGAUUUGGAAUGGCAUGCGGCAUGUUUGAAAUGUGCGGAGUGUAAUCAGUAUUUGGACGAGAGCUGUACGUGCUUUGUUAGAGAUGGGAAAACCUACUGUAAAAGAGAUUAUAUCAGGUUGUACGGGAUCAAAUGCGCCAAGUGCAGCAUCGGCUUCAGCAAGAACGACUUCGUGAUGCGCGCCCGCUCCAAAGUGUACCACAUCGAGUGUUUCCGAUGCGUGGCCUGCAGCCGCCAGCUCAUCCCCGGGGACGAGUUCGCGCUGCGGGAGGACGGGCUCUUCUGCCGCGCGGACCACGACGUGGUGGAGAGGGCCAGCCUGGGCGCCGGCGACCCGCUCAGCCCCCUGCACCCGGCCCGGCCGCUGCAAAUGGCAGCCGAGCCCAUCUCCGCCCGGCAGCCGGCCCUGCGGCCCCACGUGCACAAGCAGCCCGAGAAGACCACCCGCGUGCGGACGGUGCUCAACGAGAAGCAGCUGCACACGCUGCGGACCUGCUACGCCGCCAACCCCCGGCCCGACGCGCUCAUGAAGGAGCAGCUGGUGGAGAUGACGGGCCUCAGCCCCCGCGUGAUCCGGGUCUGGUUCCAGAACAAGCGGUGCAAGGACAAGAAGCGGAGCAUCAUGAUGAAGCAGCUCCAGCAGCAGCAGCCCAAUGACAAAACCAAUAUCCAGGGGAUGACAGGAACUCCCAUGGUGGCUGCCAGCCCAGAGAGGCACGACGGCGGCUUGCAGGCAAACCCGGUGGAGGUGCAGAGUUACCAGCCACCUUGGAAAGUACUGAGUGACUUCGCCUUGCAGAGUGACAUAGAUCAGCCUGCUUUUCAGCAACUGGUCAACUUCUCCGAAGGAGGGCCGGGCUCCAACUCCACGGGCAGCGAAGUGGCCUCCAUGUCCUCGCAGCUCCCGGACACGCCGAACAGCAUGGUGGCCAGCCCCAUCGAGGCGUGAGGGGCGUUCACGCAGACGCGUUUGUCUUGUUUUCCCCGUUGGAGACGGUGGGAACGUAUAAUGUUGAACUCUGGAAAGAAAAGUAUUUAACGACCCAGUCCGCGAGAGCUGAGUUGAGAAGUGAAUGCUCCAGGAAGUGCACGAAGUCUGUUUGAAUGACAAGGUAAUAUGGUAGCAACACUGUGAAGACAAUCAUGGGAUUUUACUAGAAUUACAACAACCAACAAACACCCGAACCCAACAUAACGCUAUCCAAUGACCUUAGGAGUACUGAAGGAGGAAAAAACAAAAACAAAAAAAAGACGUUUUUGAAACGUAGAGGAUUUUAUAUUCAAGGAUCUCAAAAAAAAAAGCAUUUUCAUUUCACUGCACACCUAGAGAAAAGCAGAAAUAGGGAUUUUGCAGACCACCCGAUUCCGAACGGUGCUGUUUCCGUACUGGUCGUUGGCUUGCCCACCGGGAGCUGCAGCGGAGGAGCAGGAGGAGAAGCCGGCCCCCUGGCUGAAAGCGCCCUUUCAGGAAGGUGGGGCCGCGACGUCGGUGUUCUCCAUGUUUUCCGUUGACUUGAACAAGGGGUUAAUUGAAAGCCUGGGUCUCUGAGCAUGUCCUGUAGCUGGUUUCUUUUUUCCUUUUGCCCCUCCCCCAUUUUUUUUUUUUUUGAGAUCCGUCCUCUAUCAAGAAGUCUGAAGCGACUUUAAAGGUUUUUGAAUUCAGAUUUAAAAACCAACGCAUAAAGCAUUGCAACGAGGUUACCUCUAUUUUGCCACAAGCGUCUCGGGAUUGUGUUUGACUCGUGUCUGUCCAAGAACUUUCCCCCCAAAGAUGUGUAUAGUUAUCGGUUCAAAUGACUGUUUUCUCUCUCUGGAAAUAAAGAGGAAAAAAAAAAGGAAACUUUUUUUUUUGUUUGCUCUUGCAUUGCAAAAGUUAUAAAGUAAUUUAUUAUUUAUUGUCGGAAGACUUGCCACUUUUCAUGUCAUUUGACAUUAUUUUUUUUUGUUUGCUGAAGUAAAAAAAAAAGAUAAAGGUUGUACCGUGGUCUUUGAAUUAUAUGUCUAAUUCUAUGUGUUUUGUCAUUUUUUUUCUUAAAUAUGUGAAAUCAAAGCGCCAUAUGUAGGAUUAUAUCUUCAGGACUAUUUCACUAAUAAA